Dimorphilus gyrociliatus is the source of this 1078-nucleotide messenger RNA. The record is from the annotation of a GenBank genome assembly. NCBI's taxonomy places the organism in Eukaryota, Metazoa, Annelida, Polychaeta, Dinophilidae.
AUAAUGAGGUUUAUGUUUAUUGAUGAGGCCAGAUGCCGUACUAAGUUAAGGUUCAAGGUCAUUAGAAGAUACAAACAAUAUUCUAUUUUGCGCUGCAAUUGAUUAGAAUAUAGUUGUUACUAUUUUGUCAACUGAAAUUAUUCAUGUGGAUUGCUAUUUAAAAUACUUGACUUGAAAAUAUAUUUUAAUAGACUUUUAAGGAGAUAUUCUUGUGCCUUCAGUCAGCAACGUGCGAGGUAUUGUUUUAGACAUGAAUAAUUCGUCUGUAACAACCAAAGUUCGUAACGAAGAGAGGCAUAAAUUUUGUUGGGUUUGUUAUGGAACCGAAGAAGAUGAUACAAAAGAUGUACCAUGGGUUCAUCCAUGCAAAUGUAAAGGAAGUUCUAGAUGGGUUCACGAACACUGUUUGCAAAGAUGGUUUGAUGAAAAACAGAAAGGUCAGCCAUCACGAAAAGUUUCUUGCCCUCAGUGUAACACUGAAUAUGUAGUUAUUUUGCCAAAAGUUGGAAAAUUCGUCUAUGUUUUGGAAUUGAGCGAUAAAAUUGCACAAAAAUUAUCACCUAUUUUAGCCGGUGGAAUAUUUAUUGGUUCGGUAUAUUGGACAGCGGUAACAUAUGGAGCAGUUACAGUUAUGCAGGUUUUAGGUCAUAAGGAAGGCCUUAACGUGAUGGAAAGUGCAGAUCCCUUAUUCCUCUUGAUUGGCUUACCAACAAUACCGCUAAUGUUGGUAUUAAAUACUGAGACAAGACAAUAUACAGAAUAUACCCCACCAAUAACUGAAUAUCCUUUAUCGGCAACUAGAGUUUUAUGCGGGGCAAUGGCUUUCCCAACUGUCGCAACUGUUGUUGGUAAAGCUCUAUUUUCUAAUGUCAACUCGAACUUCCAAAGAACAUUACUGGGUGGAAUUGCUUUUGUUGCGAUAAAAGGCUGUAUGAAAAUUUAUUAUAAACAACAACAGUACUUGCGACAAAGGCAGAGAAAGAUACUGAAUUUCGACGAUGGUGAUAAUUCAGAAAAAAAAUUAGAAAAUCAAACAACACCUGAGCAAGAAUCGACAACGCAUGACAGUUACGGCUGA